AUGUCUUUGAAGACCUUCACCCUUACUGCUGUACCUUUGAAGAAUGCACAACCGCUGAUAGGCUCUACGAUCAUAGGCGCAAUUGGUUCAAUCACGAGCUUACAGUCCACAGAGGAUCAUGGCAAGCACGAAUUCGAAAGUCAUGUGCGGACUUUGCACCCUGAACUAACCUCGGUACUUCCAGCUGUCAGACGUACAUCGUUGAAGCGGCCUAGUAUGAGUGAGAAGGUUACCUGCCUACUUUGCACUGCAUCAAUUACUAUUGGAAGUCUUCAAAAGCACCUUGGUUCCCACCAACAGACACUGACCCUAUUCGCUCUUCCCAUAAACAUCAACGAAGGAUCGGAUAGCCAUGAAGAUUACGAAAGAAGCCGAGGCUCACCUGAGAUAUUUCGAGAUAUGAACGAUGACACUUCUGGCUCCAAUACACCCCCAGAAUUGGUUGAAGACUCGACCUCCCGAGAUGUUAGUAGCACAUACGAGACCACUCUGCCCCGCGCAUCGCGCGACCUUAAAAAAGACUUGGGACAAGACAACUUGGGCAAUGCCGAGCUUUCGAAUGUGCCAAUGCCAGGAGACUACAUGGAGAGUGCAGAUGAUGGGAGCUUUGGAACACACAGCAGAGAUAACGACAUCACUUUCUCCAGUUUGUUUAGGAAGCCACCCACCGACAAUGUAGCUACCGAGAAGUUUGCGACUAUUGGAGACAAGGACCUUAGGGGAGACACUACUCCAUCUACCGCAGAAGUAGGAUCCUCUGACAACAGCAAGGAGGUACAAAUAAUGAGCAAGAGCCAUUUGGCGACCAUCAACAGUCAGCCUCUUACCCAGAGCGCGGAUAAGCAGGUGCUGUUUGCUCGUUUGGGACUAAACGAACAAGUGCACAAGCUUCUAGUGCAAGAUGCUCAAAUGGCGCGAGACAGAUUGAGUGCAGAUGCUUCUAAUCUCACUGAUCAAAGUCGUUUGAGUCCAUAUAUAACAGCCCCUUAUAGAUGGGACGAGAUAAGCGAAACCGCAAAACAUCGGAUCUUGUCGGAGGUCGUUGGCAAUGCUUCCCCAGACGUGAAGCACUACUACACCCUUGGAAGCUACCGAAAUGUUGUCAAUGAAGAGAAUUGGCCCCGACAGAGGGCCAAGGUCACGGGUCUAGCAAAGAUAAUUGGCGACACGAACAAGCCAUCAACCUCUGGUAGAAAGUACUGGAACCCUGCCCGUGACGAAACGCCAAUCCAAAUGAGUUGGAAAGCCAUGGAAGAAUGA
Parastagonospora nodorum SN15 is the source of this 1260-nucleotide messenger RNA. RefSeq lists its product as hypothetical. The coding region runs from base 1 to 1260 and encodes 419 amino acids. The transcript is spliced from 4 exons. Lineage: Eukaryota; Fungi; Ascomycota; Dothideomycetes; Pleosporales; Phaeosphaeriaceae. The record is from RefSeq and is a predicted model, not a curated record.